Oncorhynchus tshawytscha (Chinook salmon) is the source of this 1883-nucleotide messenger RNA. RefSeq names its product O-sialoglycoprotein endopeptidase. The record is from RefSeq and is a predicted model, not a curated record. Bases 105 to 1151 code for a protein of 348 amino acids. Gene Ontology annotation, biological process: tRNA threonylcarbamoyladenosine modification. NCBI's taxonomy places the organism in Eukaryota, Metazoa, Chordata, Actinopteri, Salmoniformes, Salmonidae. The transcript has 13 exons. Gene Ontology annotation, cellular component: EKC/KEOPS complex; cytoplasm.
AAUCCGUGAACGCACCAGGAAAUCAUCAAACGACCUCUUGUUAUGGGUCCUGACUGCCUAGAGUACUGUCUGGAACCCGAAAUACUCAGCAACUGGAAGCUGUCAUGACUGUAGUGAUUGGAUUUGAGGGUAGUGCCAACAAGAUUGGUGUGGGCAUUGUGAGGGAUGGGGAAGUACUCUCAAACCCCAGACGCACCUACAUUACACCCCCUGGUCAAGGGUUCCUGCCUAGUGAGACAGCCAGACAUCACCGCAGUGUCAUCCUAACAGUUCUGAAGGAGGCGCUGGAGGAGGCAGGGCUAAAGCCUGCUGACAUUGAUUGCGUGGCAUACACAAAGGGACCAGGGAUGGGUGCCCCCUUGGUGACAGUGGCUCUGGUGGCGCGCACAGUGGCCCAGCUGUGGGGGAAGCCUCUCCUGGGUGUCAACCACUGUAUUGGCCACAUUGAGAUGGGCCGCCUCAUCACUCAAGCCAAUAACCCCACUGUGCUCUAUGUCAGUGGGGGUAACACACAGGUGAUUGCAUACUCUGAGCGGCGCUACAGAAUAUUUGGUGAGACCAUCGACAUUGCAGUGGGCAACUGCCUGGACAGGUUUGCCAGGGUGAUAAAGAUUUCCAAUGAUCCCAGCCCUGGGUACAACAUUGAGCAGAUGGCCAAGAAAGGUACACAGUAUGUGGAGCUUCCAUACACGGUGAAGGGGAUGGACGUGUCAUUCUCUGGGAUUUUAUCCUAUAUCGAGGAAGCAGCUGGGAAGAUGUUGAAAUGUAAUCAGUGUACAGCAGAAGACCUGUGCUUCUCCCUACAGGAGACCCUGUUUUCCAUGCUGGUGGAGAUCACAGAGAGGGCCAUGGCUCACUGCAGCUCCCAGGAAGUGCUCAUCGUUGGAGGCGUUGGCUGUAAUCUGCGUCUGCAGGAGAUGAUGGGAGUCAUGUGCAAGGAGAGGGGUGCAAAGCUCUUUGCUACAGAUGAGAGCUUUUGUAUCGAUAAUGGAGCAAUGAUUGCACAGGCUGGCUGGGAGAUGUUCCGAUCCGGUCAGACAACUGAGCUGUCAGACUCAUGGAUCACUCAAAGGUCUACCAUAUUGUGCUGUCUUCCAGUGACAAGAGAAACAUUGUUGUUGGCAGGUACAGAACAGAUGAAGUGGAGGUGACCUGGAGAGAUUGACAGCUCACUACCCAACAGGCUGCAACUUGCACCCACCUUCCCUUUACCUGGAUUGUAUGUGUUGUGUCAUGAUGGAGGGAAAGAAUGUAGAAAUAUUCUAUGCCUCACUUCUAUUGUUCUGAACUCAACACAACAGUUUUUAGCCACACUCAUUAGUAUUUAAGGCCUAGAUUAAAUCCGGACUGCAGAAAAUCUGCGCUAUAGUGCGAUUGAAAUGUAAAGGCAAUGUUCCCGCAUUUGGAGAAAACACCUUUAUCUUUUGAUCUUUUUUGUCUUUCUCUAGCGCUGGAUUCAAUCUGUAUCGCAGAAGAUCCGCAUUAAUAUUAGUCAUUUCUGAUUGAGCCAACAUAUGCAGCGUUUACCGUGAAUGAAGUCUCCGCGAACGCGGGAACUAUGCCUUUAAAUUUCAAUAUAAUGCAGAUCUUCCGCGAUACGGAUUUAAUCCAGCCCCUAGUCCACAAUAUAGCCACGUUUAUACCUGGUGUUAACGUGUCCUGAUCUUGUCAACAUUCUGAUUGUGCAAAUAUAUUUUUUAACAAGUGUAUACGAUUAAAAGAAGUACCUCCGGAUAUAGUCAGUGAUGCGUUGUAAUGUAGCUAGAUUUCUUACAACUGUAAACAGAUCUGGAUUAUCAAACCAUUUAAAUCAUUCCUUCUAAAAUCAUUGACAGGUGGCAAUAUUGGCUUAACAUUAAAUAAAAAUUUGCUUUACACUGAAA